UGUUAUCCAUAUAGUUACUCUGAUCUACAAGAACACCUCCUAACCAUCCAGAAUGAUCCGUUCAAAUCAAAUGUGUGUCGUCAACGAGUUCUGUGUCGUUCUCUCGCUGGGAAUCCCGUCUAUCUAUUAACCAUUACAAGUCCCGAACCCGAAGAAGAUGGAAAGAAAAAACGCGCCGUCGUGUUGACCGCCCGCGUCCACCCCGGAGAAACUCCCUCCUCGUGGAUCAUGAAGGGAAUUUUGGAUUUCUUGACGGCAGAUCACCCCAAAGCACAUGACCUCCGUAGUCAAUUCAUCUUCAAAGUGAUCCCGAUGCUGAACCCUGACGGAGUGAUCGUAGGCAACCACAGGUGCUCCUUGGUGGGCCGAGAUCUCAACCGCCAGUACAAGAUGGUUGUGAAGGAGAUGUUCCCUGCGAUUUGGCACACGAAGGCCAUGGUCAGGAGGCUAAUGGACGAACACGGCGUCGUCAUGUACGGCGACUUCCACGCGCAUUCCCGGAAACACAACAUCUUUCUGUAUGGCUGCGAAAACCGUCGUAAUCAGGACAACCACCUGAGGGAACAGAUCUUCCCUUUGCUCCUUCAUUAUAACGGAGGCGAUAAGUUCAGCUUCCGCAGUUGCAAAUUCAAGGUGCAACGUUGCAAAGAAGGGACAGCCCGCGUGGUGGUCUGGAUGAUGGGCGUCCUCCACUCUUACACCAUGGAGGCUUCCUUCGGGGGGGCUUCCGAAGGACCUCGAGCAGGAACCCAUUAUAACAUACAGGACCUGAUUUCAAUGGGCAGGCAAUUCUGUGAAACGCUUGUUGAGUAUUUCGAUCCUCAGCCUAUUAAGGUAAUUGCUGUUUGCUAUUGCUGGGGGUCCUUGUUGGUGAGGCAAGUAGUACGUUGUGCAGUAGAGUAUGUGGUAAUAUGCUACGAAAAGGAGAAAUUAAGGAAUAAACUGUGGUCUCGCCUGAUCAAGAAGGGGUCGAGUGCUGACGAACCCGCCUCCAUUGACUUUAGCGAAACGAACUCCAGCAGCGGGGAAUCGGACAGGCAGACAACCCCCGUGAGAAUGAGGAAGAAGAAAGUGCAGAGACAUCCCAGGCGAAAGGGGGCUGGGAGGCAAAGCGUCGCUCAGGUUGUUGAUAAAGUUACAUCUCAGAUGAGAAUGGAAAAAGCAGACCGAAGACCCAAGGGCUUGCACCACAGCCGCUCCGGUUCCUCGGGCUCCCCCUCGACCAGCUGCAGGGACUCGCUUCCGGGGCACGGCGACCGGGUCAGUGGUAAAGGCGCUAGCGGCGCGGCGGAGGAGUCCGGCCUGGACAGCGCCACCUUCAAGGCUGCAUCAGACACCAAGCCGUGCCUUAAAAAGCUCUCAGAGAGACCUACAACCUCCAACAGUGUGCUUGACCUCAGCUCAGGACGUACAAGCCUUAGACCAACCCAGUACAAGCUAGAGGAAGCUUUGCCCACGCCCUGCUCUGCCCCCCCACUGCGCAGGUCCAGUCACAGCCUGAUCCGUCCCACCCAUUCCUCUUCUGCCCCCCGGGAGGCUUCCAUCUCCCCCGUCCCGCCAGAGAAACCCACCACUGGCUCUGUGAACGAGACCUUAGUACACAGACUCAUCAGCAACCAUAAACACAAGGAUCCUAUUCACAGUGUACGUCCGCCACAAUGUCCAGUGAAGAACAAUUUUGCCCACAGGGGUGGAAAUAUAGUCAUCUUAAUAUUCUUGUAA
Messenger RNA from Penaeus indicus, 1722 nucleotides. RefSeq names its product cytosolic carboxypeptidase 2-like. Gene Ontology annotation, molecular function: zinc ion binding; metallocarboxypeptidase activity. Gene Ontology annotation, biological process: proteolysis. The record is from RefSeq and is a predicted model, not a curated record. The transcript is spliced from 9 exons. The annotation marks the transcript as partial. NCBI's taxonomy places the organism in Eukaryota, Metazoa, Arthropoda, Malacostraca, Decapoda, Penaeidae.